AUGGAAAAUCCCAUUGUUAACCGUGGGGAGCAUUCAACCGAUGAUGACUUUGAGCAGAUCAUCGUGGCCAUCGACAUCAGGAAUUCGGGCACCGUUGGCUGUUCAUAUUACUCGGCACAGGAAGAGACACUCUAUCUCUUGGGCGACCUGCAAUCUGCCGGUGCAGAAUUAGUGGAUAGCUUGGUUCUCCAGACGAAGCCCACGGUGCUCCUGACUUCACCGCGCGUGGAUUCUGUGGAUUCGCCGAGUAACAGAGGCCUCGGACAAGACGCGAACACCCAUUCGUACCUCCCUUACCAACUCGAUGCGCGGCCUUCCCAAGAGUUCAACUACGUGAAUGCAAGGAACAAGCUUGCAGCGUUGGAGAUAUCGUCUACGCACGAGAAUCGGAUCAGGUUCCUGGUGCCGCACAAUGGUCUGGUGGAUACCGAAGAACUGGACACCGACAACUUAGACUUCACCCUGCAGGAGGGAAGACUGUUGCACAUGGCCAGUUCCAUCGACAUGGCUAAUGCGGUAACAAUCGGCUGUGCUGGUGCAGUCCUUACCCACCUACAACGACGGAGGGCGACAAUAUCAGAGUCCAGUGACCAAUCUUGCGGCGUCUUUCGAGUGAACUCCAUCGAGAUGUUUUGCUUGACUGGGACCAUGUUCGUCAAUGCAAGGACAUUGGUAGCCCUCCAGAUCAUGGAGUCCGAAUCGCACCCUAGUGCCAUCAACCAAGGGCCGGGAACAAAGUCCUCCAGAGCUAAGGAAGGCUUGUCUGUUUAUGGACUAUUUCAACGUUUCGCCCAUACGCCGCAAGGUAGAAACAGGCUCAAGCAGAUUUUCCUUCGUCCAAGCAUUGAGUUAGACGUGAUCCGUGAACGACACGCCUUCAUCAGUGUGUACCUGCGUCCCGAAAAUUACAACCCCCUUGAGAAACUCGUGAAAAGUUUGAAGCACAUCAAGAACCUGCACUAUGUCAUGGUCAACCUUCGCAAGGGCAUCAGCACUGGAAGUGGGAAGAUUACGGGGUUCAAAACCACAGUUUGGGCGACUCUAUUAGCUGCUCUUCGGGCUUUUGAAGCAGCCCAACUGUACAGAGUUGGGAGGAUGAUCCAGGAGAUAGUGGAUAUCGAUGGCUCCGAGGAGCAGGGAAGAACGGUCGUAAAGCCAGGACUGGACAGAGAGCUUGAUAAGAUGAAAGACAACUAUGACGGUCUGAGCAACCUACUGAAGCAAGUUGCGAUAGAGAUUGCGGCCACUAUCCCAGAGAGCCUGGACAUCGACGUAAACGUGAUAUACUUUCCUCAGCUUGGCUUCAACAUCGCCAUCCCCUUGAAUGAUAGAGGAGAAGCAGCCUACGAUGGCACUCGUGAGGGCUGGGAGCCCGUGUUCAUCACGGAAAACCGAGCAUAUUUCAAAGAUUUUCGGAUGAGAGAAAUGGACGAAACACUGGGUGAUAUCUAUGGGCUUAUUUGCGAAAAGGAGAUCGAGAUUGUCUAUGACCUGGCACAGAGAGUGCUUCAGUACGAGAAAGUGCUCUUACAGGCCUCCGAUAUAUGCGGACAGAUCGACAGGCAUAUCCUUCAGGAAUUAACGGUUUCAUCAUACGUACCAAAUGAUACUCUCCUCAUGGGAGGGAACUCUGAUUCAGUAAACCAUGCUCCUCGUGAUGGUAUGGGGGUCCAUACCCCACGAGUAGUAGGCUCCGAAAGAGCUCCGAAUAUGCUGCUAUUGACAGGACCGAACUACUCUGGGAAAAGCGUCUACAUGAAACAAGUAGCUCUCAUCACCUAUCUGGCCCAGCUAGGGAGUUUCGUCCCCGCAGAUAAUGCCGAGAUUGGCAUUACUGAUAAAAUCCUGGUGAAAUCCAAUUCCGAAGACAGUGUCUCCCAGAUCCAGAGUACCUUCAUGAACGAUCUGCAGCAGAUAUCAUUCGACUUGAAGCAGGCCACGAGCCGUAGCUUAUUGAUCAUUGACGAAUUCGGCAAAGGCACAAAUGAAAGUGACGGGGUCGGUCUAGCAUGCGGUAUCUUCAAUUACUUGCUGCAAUGCGAAGAGCCACCGAAAGUGAUCGCCUCAACACACCUCCAUGAAAUCCUGGAAAAUGGAUUCCUCGAGUUAGGUCCUCGACUUCAACUUGGACAUAUGGAGGUCAAGAUCAGCGAAGAUUCUCAGAAUGCAGAGGACCAAAUCACUUACCUCUACAACUUCCGCUUGGGCCCCAGCACCAAGAGUUUUGGAACUAUCUGCGCGGCGAUGAAUGGGAUUGAUCAGCGAAUCGUCGCUCGCGCAGAUGAGCUUGCAUCUCUUGCUGCACGUGGAGAGAAUCUAGUCGCUGCCUGUGCAAUCUUAUCUGAGAGUGAGAUGCGUACAUUGGAGGAAGCGGUAUGA
Messenger RNA from Aspergillus terreus NIH2624, 2379 nucleotides. RefSeq names its product MutS family protein MSH5. Bases 1 to 2379 code for a protein of 792 amino acids. The transcript is spliced from 14 exons. Gene Ontology annotation, molecular function: mismatched DNA binding; ATP-dependent DNA damage sensor activity; ATP binding. The record is from RefSeq and is a predicted model, not a curated record. NCBI's taxonomy places the organism in Eukaryota, Fungi, Ascomycota, Eurotiomycetes, Eurotiales, Aspergillaceae. Gene Ontology annotation, cellular component: nucleus. Gene Ontology annotation, biological process: chiasma assembly; mismatch repair.